Molecule: messenger RNA, 3087 nt
Organism: Prorocentrum cordatum
Lineage: Eukaryota; Dinophyceae; Prorocentrales; Prorocentraceae
Source: the annotation of a GenBank genome assembly
AUGUCGACUCGAGGCGGGAAGGGUCUUGGCGGUGGUGGCGGUGGCAAGAAACGAGAAGCUGCGAAACCGUCCAGAGGCGCCCUGACUAUCGCAAACGUGAAAAAGCUCAGGGUAGGUGGUGAAUUCUGUUGCGGCUUCUGUGGGUGUUGCGACAGCGGUGAGGCCGUCGCUGAUUGCCAGGUCGAGGUCUGCCAGAAGUGCUGGAAGCGCUACUUGGCCGCGCUCACCACCUACGGCGAUAUCAGUUUCGUUAUGGAAGGCGUUCAAGACGAGGGCAGCACGAUCCACGCGGAGUGGCAGGAGUCUGGACGGAUCGAGGACGGGGUUAUGCGCACGUUUUUCUCUAGCGACGUGUCUGAUUCCAAGUCCUUCGAGGUAAAGGUCACCAAGCCGAUGAUUGGCUUGGCCCGCCAGCAAGUCAUUGCCGCCUUGGGCGGCCACGAGCCCGACAAGGUCGGCCUGCGGCUCGGCGACCUGGUGGAUGCAGAGGGCAACGCCUUCAAAGGCGUCCUGGUGCCGAAUCCCAGCAGGCCGUACCUGGAGGUCGAUGUGUCCACCACGAUGUCAAUCACCAGGGACACGACGAAGUUGAAGGGGGGCGCGCAGCUCUUCGCGGACCAGGGCAAGAAAGCAUUCGAGUACGAAUGCAACGAUGCGAAGACCGAGGCACACACGCUCGAGACGCUGAAGGCUAAGGGUGAGAACUACCAGAGGUUGCUCGACUCCGAGAAGGCUAAGGGUUCUGCCGCAUGUGAUGAUGGUGCGUCGUCGACGGGCGACGCCUCGACAAGGCCGCCUGAUGCACCUACUUCGGCACUCAGCCCAGGCCCGUCAACCAUGAGUGCCCCUGCGUUGAACCCAGCUGCGCUGCGCGACUCCGUCACGCACUACAGCGGCGAGUACAGCGAGAACAAGAGGCAGAAGGCCACUUCAGGGAAGGCAGCACGGAAGUCCCCCGCAACGGCGGGGGCUACCCCCGAGAAGUCCGAGAGCUACGAUCUCGUGCAGCGGAGGAAGGGGGCCCUCAAUCUCGAGAGGUGCUGGAAUGGGGACGCCAUGGGCAGGGGGAUCCGCUGGGCCAGGGAUGCUGUCGCAGCCAUCCUGGACAAGGCUAUCCCUGGCGAGGCCGAGCUGGCUGAUGAGCUCGAUGGUCAUCGCAAGCUCGCCGAGGCCAUCUGCGGCUUGAUGGAAAAACCAAUCAAGAACAUCAACCAAGAUAAGCUCGACUCGUAUCUCGUCGUCAUCGAAGGCAUGACCGAAGACGUGAGGUCCGCCGUCAAGAUCGAGCUCUUGAAGACGAGAUUCAGCAACAUGAUCUUCGCGGGCAGUUGCACGGCCUCGGAUUUAUUUCGGGUGGCCGCCCCAUGGAACACACUCACCGACACCGACGAUGCAACGUUCAAGCCGCGCGACCCGCGCGUCUACACCAUUGACGGUUCCAAGCAAGACAAGAUCUCAAUGACCGACUCCCUCAUGAUUGACGUGUAUAACGGGCACAUCGCGAACGGCAAGGCUGGCAAAUCCAGCUUGAAGAGGCUAUGCGUGGAUUGGCUCGACUGGGUGGACGACAACGUCGUCGACGAUGAGGACUACGACCUGCUCAUCACCAGCCUGAUCACCUCAUGGAAAGCGCUGUUGAGUUUCAUCAAUCCGAAGGUCACCCAGUACGAUGACGCUGUGACUGCGUUGUCGAAUUGUGCAGAGAGCAAGCCUGGACAAGCGAGCCUUCGCCAUCUCGCCUUGCUGAUCAGGCGGCCUGCCGACUACACCGAGAUGAAGGAUGAGUAUCACAAGUUUUACAAGAGGACGAAGGAGCUGCUGCCCACCGUCGCCAUGCAUGAGAAAAAUAUGAAGGAGAUGACUGUAGCGGCGUUCGUGGAUGGUGGGCACAUGUUGGCUGCCCUCCAGACAGUGGCGAAACUUCAGUUAGAGUGCCGGCCUGGCUCUUGGGAGGGCUUCGAGAUCGAGCUGACUGCGAAGCUCGAGGAGUACGUGCACGGAAUCACCGUCGACAAGAACUACGCGAAGAUGGACAACACCACCCAGACGCAGAAGCUGUCCGAGGCGAAGGUGCUGUUGCAGGAAGCCAAGAAGAACUUGACUUCCAAGAGCUCUGCUUGGCAAAUCGCCCUCAAUGAGGUCGGAGACGCUGAGGCGGGCAUCAACCUAUGGAACGCGAACCAGGGGCUCGCGUCGCUGGCACAGGCUUUGACUGCAGACUCCCUCAAGGACCCUGCCAAGCGCCAGAGCGCAAUCCCUGUCAUUGACUCCGCCCUGGCUGCUGGAGGCCGGAGCUCCGAGGCGCGCGCAGAGAGUGCCAAGGCAAUCCAGGCGAGUGUCACGGCAUGCAUCGGGAACCACUGCGAGAGUCCUGAGUCCACGGAGCCGUAUGUUUGCAUCUUGAAGAAGAUCCUAGAGGCAAAGUGGUUGACUGACAAUGGCAACAAGGAGUUGACCAGCUUCGUCAAUUUACUCGAGCGCUGGGGCCCAAUAGUCGAGCACAAGAAGCAAUGGGAAACACUGGGUGGAGACGACGGCAAGCGCUUGGAGGAGGCGUCGGCGAAGAACAUCAUGGUCUCCUUGCUGUCCUCCUUGGAGAGGGUGAAGGAAUUCAUGAACGACCCCACGGCCUUGAUGCAGUUGUGCGACCAAGCGGAGCCCAAGAGCACAGGAGGCGCAUCGAAAGAUCAGCCGUGGCAUUCGACAUUGAAUGCAGACGCGUCGGCGAAGGGCGUCAUCGAGCUCGGCAAAACCACGCUCCUCAAGAUCAAUGCGUCCGAGUUCAAGAGUAUGACGGAUAGGCUGAUCCACGCGAUGGGCACCUACAACGUGUGGUCCACGGUGAUCAACUACACGACGGACGCCGCCCUCGUCGACAGGGCCCGCGAGAUCAAAGCCGACUGCUUGGCCACGAUGUUUUCGGCGAAGCUCAUCCACGACCAGAUCGAGCACGCGGAUGCGCCGACGAAGCUCCGCAGGGCCGCGAACAAGAUCAAGCAGAGCGUGAACUCCGCGGGAGUGCUCGACAGGAUGCCCCAGCAGCUGCGCGACAUGAUGAAGAACAUGUGCUCGCUCAAGGCGGCCUGA